Messenger RNA from Phytomonas sp. EM1, 2769 nucleotides. Lineage: Eukaryota; Euglenozoa; Kinetoplastea; Trypanosomatida; Trypanosomatidae. The record is from the annotation of a GenBank genome assembly.
AUGUUUCAACGGAUGCAGGAUGAAAUGGAUGAACAGAAAGAAACAGCAGGAAGGAUUAGCCGCCAUCGUUAUGCACAAAUAGUUCGUCAGGUAAGUUCCAAGACGGGGUGCUGCCAAUCCAUAUCAAUAUUUGUGGAGACCAUGAUGAGGGAACUGAAACAAAGAGAUGAUACAAGCCCCGUGUUGCGCGCUGCUGCGGCCACUUGGUCACUCAACCUCCUCUCCACCCAGGUUCCUAAUGGUCCACUGACUUUUAUUUUAGAAGCGAUAUUGCCGGCUGUAUACUAUCACUACGACCCCUCUCGCUUAACUAAGGUGCCUCAAAUCAUAAAGGUACAAUUGGGUGACGAGUAUUUAGUGAAGUGGAAUCCUUUUUUUUCUCACAGUAUGCUCAUGGAGGAGGUUGAUCUGAAUGAGCGCAAACUGGUGAAUUUGUAUUCUAGCCUUAAUCGGGCAUUAAAGUCUAACGAUAGCAGGAGAAAUCACAUUUUAAGAAUAAUGACGUCUCGACGGAGGUGUACUUUGCAGACAGCCUUUCGCUCAUGGCACAUGUUAGCUCGACGGAACCGCCUCUUGGAGGUAACAAAUCUAAAUAAAAUGAAGCGCUUCAUCAAAGAGCACUCACGCCUGUUGCUAUCUGCCGCCUUUUAUCAGUGGAAGCUAAUUUUGGAGCUGUCAAGAAACACUUUUCUAAUGGAGCGUCUCCAUGAAUCUGCUUUUCAAUUAGAAAAUGCUAAAAAUCAGUUCCAGCUGCAGUGUUGCCGUGCUGAUCGACUAAUUCAGGCUACGAAAGAGUCAAAAAGAGAGCUUGAAGAAGCUAAAAGAGAAAAUGAAGAGCUUCAGGCGUUGGUGGAAAGCCUUAAAGGUGAACUAAUAGAGAGAGAAGGGGAGUACAAAAAGCAAUUUGCAUGUAGCGCGCGGGAAGCUUCGAAGCUUGUAUCAAUGUACUCAAGAUUUUCAUCCAUACUAAUUACUACACACCGCCAGCCACUUCCAUAUCAACUUUCACCUGUGCCCCACUCGAUUGUCCAGGAUGCUGGUCAACUUGGCGCCGAUGAGAAGAAAGACCAGUGUUAUCAGGAAGAUGCAUUGCAACUGUUGCAGCGUUGGUGCAACACAAUUCGGAAGGAAGUUAAGGGGGAAAAUGCUGAAGGUAUUGUGACACUAGGUGUGGACUUUGCUUCUGGGGAAGUAUACCGUAUCCUCCUCAAUUACGUGUUCUCGCAAACCGCCGUGAGGCUUGAUCGGAACAUUGAUAUCAUAGAUCGUUUGCAGGAAAUCAAGGAAUUAUGUGAGGCAUACGGGCUAGCAACUGUUUUGGAGCCCGAUGACUUUAUCAAUUUGCGUGAAGAUCGCAUCAUGCAGUCACUAUGCGAACUCUACGAGCGAUAUCUCGAUGAGAAAUGGAAGGAAACUAUCAAUAAGGCUUCUAUUGCUCUCAAAAAGGAGUUAGAAGAGGCUGAUCCUGAAAUACCAGUGAUAGAAAUGGAUUUUUCCAGUUUUAGUGAACUUGUCAAAAGAAGUCAGCAUCAACUUGGGAAACUCCGAAACCAGGCAAUUUCUCAGUGCAACUACGAACAAGAGCUGGUUAGCCAUAAAAUGAUGGUAUCGGAGGCUCGAAGCUAUCUCGAAAGGGAACGAUGCAACGGUGCGCCGUUGGCCCACCUCAGUAAAAGCAGUACAAAACUUUUCUGGACUCUUAACCCAAAAAACCUUCAUGAUAUUCAACACGGCAGUGAGAUACAGAUCCGAUUUGAAGCCAUCAUAGAGCCUCUCCAAGCCGCCCUCAGGAGUCGAUCCCUUCAAACCUCUCGUAUCUUCUAUGCCUAUGCCAAUAAAGACACGAGAACUAUGUCGGAAUUCGCUUUUUGGCGAUUUAUUGAGUACAGUACGAUCUUGUCUGAGAAAUUGACGAAAGAGAUAGUUUCUAAUAUCUUCGACCGAGUGGCCUCACCACAACUCACAACUGUAUUUAAUCUUACUUCUCAAGGUAAACUCGAUGUAGACAAAAAAGCUCUCAUUCGCGUGGCUCGACAGGAGAUGGAUAUUCGUUAUGUAACUCCCGAGCAAUUUAUCGAAAUACUUGUUCGUAUGUCUGCUUCAAAGUACGGUAUUGAGCGCGAAAUAGAAGAAAAGCUAAACUGUUUUUUCGAGCAAACACGGUUUCCCAGAAAAGGUGACCUGCCCUCGGUCCUAGAAGCAUUCUACGAGUACGAGGUACAACGAGUCAUUGAAUUUUUUUCUACAGAUCUGUGCCGUGUUUUCUUCUUCUAUCUCAAGAAGCAGGAGACCUCUAGCACAACCAGUGAGCGGAGCAUGGCUGUGCAGAGCGGUGGUCGUUUCGCUGCUCUACUUGCAUCUUCAUUUUUCCUACGAAUGCUGGAGGACUGCAAUUUCCUAUCAGAUGGCAUCAGCCUGCCGAAUAACGUCGGCAGCAACAGUACUAACGACAGUUCUCCCAAACGCUUUAUAUCUUCAAGUGAGGUACUCAAUAUGAUGCAUAUGCUGCAGUCAAAUUAUGUCAACGUAAUGCCAGAUCAAGUGACUUUUACGAUAUUUCUUGAAAGCCUUUCUCUGAUAGCACAUUACUGGUGCCCAAAUCCACUAGUGCCUCUCUCACGCAAGUUAGCCGCCUUCAUAGUAGUUUGUAUUCGACAGCUCAACACGUUUCACUCUGGAACGACUCUAAUCCUUGCUGAGUUUCCUCCCAUUCCGCUGACGGGCGGAAAAAGAGUUGAUUUUAACGUUACAAAUAUGUCUGAUGUGUAG